This is a messenger RNA of Staurois parvus, 469 nucleotides long. The record is from the annotation of a GenBank genome assembly. NCBI's taxonomy places the organism in Eukaryota, Metazoa, Chordata, Amphibia, Anura, Ranidae.
GUGUCCACUGCACAUGCGUGAGAAGCACUGUGCUUUGUCCACAGUCUCUGGUCAUCCCUGUACUGUCUGCAGUCUCUGGCCAUCUGUACAGUACUGUGUCCGCAGUCUCUGGUCAUCCCUGUACUGUCUGCAGUCUCUGGUCAUCCCGGUACUGUGUCUGCAGUCUCUGGUCAUCUCCGGUAGUGUCUGCAGUCUCUGGUCAUCCCUGUACUGUCUGCAGUCUCUGGUCAUCCCCUGUACUGUCUGCAGUCUCUGGUCAUCUCCUGUACUGUCCGCAGUCUCUGGUCAUCUCCUGUACUGUCCGCAGUCUCUGGUCAUCUCCUGUACUAUGUCCGCAGUCUCUGGUCAUCUCCUGUACUGUGUCCACAGUCUCUGGUCAUUCCCUGUACUGUGUCCACAGUCUCUGGUCAUCCCCUGUACUGUGUCCGCAGUCUCUGGCCAUCCCCUGUACUAUGUCGGCAGUCACUGG